This is a messenger RNA of Scaptodrosophila lebanonensis, 3474 nucleotides long. It is a transcript of the gene Dad, whose product is annotated as mothers against decapentaplegic homolog 6. The coding region runs from base 793 to 2559 and encodes 588 amino acids. Gene Ontology annotation, cellular component: heteromeric SMAD protein complex. The transcript is spliced from 8 exons. Gene Ontology annotation, molecular function: transcription regulator inhibitor activity; I-SMAD binding. Gene Ontology annotation, biological process: regulation of transcription by RNA polymerase II; transforming growth factor beta receptor signaling pathway; anatomical structure morphogenesis. Lineage: Eukaryota; Metazoa; Arthropoda; Insecta; Diptera; Drosophilidae. The record is from RefSeq and is a predicted model, not a curated record.
UGUGUAUUAGUGUGCGGGAGACGGCGCCGCUGAACUCACCACACAUCCAAGAGAUUCAGAUACAAUUGCCAACUGCUGGCUUAGUUGCUGUUCCGUUCUUGUGUCGUUCGUGUGGCGGGCGCGAUUUUACAAAUAUUUUUUAAAUUUUUGUUUGCGAUUCAUUUUGCCAAUUUUGUUUUCGAGUACUGUGCGGCGCAAUCCCAAGUGUAAAGUGAAGUGAACGGUUUUUAAAUACAAUACAUCCAUAUGUAUGUAUAUGUAGAAAUGCAAAGAAAAUAAAUCCAACCGUCCAAUCGCUCAAACGUGAUUUUAACUGAAGCAUUACAAAUCAACUGGGAAACCUUAAAUACAUAUCAAGAAUACAAGCAACUUAGUAAAUAAACAUACAUAUUAAUGGCGCAAUCAAAACACAGCGGAUAAAGCAUCAUUGAAGGAACUCAUGAAAUGAACACAAGUGCAUAUCAAACCAAUAAAAUCGCCCUUGAGCAUAUCAAAGUUAUUAAGUGAUAUACUUACAUAUUUAUAUGUAUAGAUACAAUACUAUAUGUAUUAAGCAACGAGAGAGCCAAUUCUCAAACGUGAAAAACAAUUGAAGCAGCUAAGUACUUGAAAAGCAGACAGAGCCAACGGCAAAGUUGUGUCGCUCCCCGUUUCUUCUUCAUUCCCACGCACCUAGCGCACCGCCAACGACCACGACUAACCGGGCUCUUGUGUGCGUGUGAUAUAAGUUAGUCAAUUCAAAUAAUGCGCAUACGAUAGGAUCGAUGUUACCAAAAAAAUUGAUGUCCCUCCAUGAUAUUCCAAAAAGAGAACAAAAAAAAAGAACUAUUGCUUUAUGCGGAAAAGAACUAUGCGGCUACGUGCGAUGGACCACCCACACAGCCACCACAGCUGCCGCCCCCUCCACAUCCACACCACCCUCAGACGCCAAACACGUCAUCGCGAUCAUCGGUGGGCAGCUUCAACUGCUAUUCAGACGAGUCGAAUUCGACUCUAAUGCAGGAGCAGUCGCACACGCCCCCGCCGCCAUACAGCUCGAUGUCCUGCGCCAUAGACUGUUCCAGCUCGGAACGCCAGCAUCAGCACCACCAGCACCAACAUCUAAAACAUCUAGUCUUCCCAGCGGAUGGGGUCGCGGCGGACGUGUCAGUCUCAGUCACGGAGGGAUUGGGCAGCGAACCGCAGCCCGUCUGUACCAAAGGUGGCUACAGCUGCGGAAACUUUGGCGACGAUAUGUUAGUCGACGAAAACAAGCAAUGGCGCUUAGCGCCGAGCUGCAUCCACUAUCAUUCGGACCCCUCUCGACCCUCUCCGACAUCACCUGCAACUCCGACGACGUUCACUACCGCAACAAACUUUGCAAUGAGUGCAGCGAACAUAUUUCGCAAUUGCUGUGGUGGCAGCGAUCACCUGUCGGAGUCCAGCAGCGACUCCUUGCACCCGAGCAGCAAACGAGCGAGUCGACACCAUUACCACCAAAACGAUGCCAACCUGAGUUUUCCCACCUGCCCAAAUCCACGAGGACUGAACACAUCGACGUGCCCAUUAACAGCAACGCCUCCCGCACUUGCUCAGGAAGUCGAAGCACUGACGAAGCAGCUGAAGCAGAAGCAGGUUGCCGCGCUCCUGGACGCUCUGAAGAGUCGCAAUGGCAAAAAUACCACAAGCUACCUGGAUUGCAUUUUGAUAAAGAAGAAUCAACUCGCCGUCGAGGAGAAGCAUGUGACCGUAUGCCGCCUAUUCCUUUGGAAAAACCUCAGGAGUGCUGUAGAACUGAAACGCCUUCCCAUCUGUUCCAGUGCACACGAUUGUAUCUACGACUGCUGCAAUCCGCUGCACUGGUAUCGCGUUAUUUAUAUCACCGACCCAGAGCCCGCACCACCACCGUACCAGUGCUCCAAGAUAUUGAGACUGAGAGAUGCAGAUUCUACGGAAAAAUCGGCCUUCCAGUGGGGCGCGCAAAGCAACAGUCAAAGCUUUUCAAGCGCUAUCAACCGAGGGUCCGAGGUGGAGUCCUUUACCACUGAUGGUGAAGAUCGCUCAGCUUGCGCCAAGGUGUGGUGCCAAAUUGCGUACUGGGAGUUAAAUCAGCGUGUCGGGGAUUUAUUUCAUGUGACGAGCCCAGUGGUCAAUGUGUACACAGAUGGGCCCGCUGAUGCCGCAGGGGAUAAUAUGUGUCUGCGAAAGGUCUCCAAGAAAUCCGCACCUAGUGUACAACAUACGCAACAAAAGAUCGGCCUAGGUAUUACACUGAACCUGGAAUACGACGACGUAUGGAUUUACAAUCGUGGAAAUGGGGCGAUUUUUGUGGACUCGCCAACAUUGAGGGAGUGUUCAGAUCGCGUCUGGAAGGUAAUGCCUGGUCGCUGUUUGAAGGCGUUUGACACCCACAGGGCCCAAAUGCUGUCAUGUAAGCAGCCUACCGUUAAGUCUCUCGGACCCAUCGAUCGGUUCAACAUAAAGAUAAGUUUCGCCAAAGGCUGGGGCAACUCAUACCGAAGGCAGGACAUUAUGGGCUGUCCUUGCUGGCUGGAAGUUCACUUUAACCAGCUAAGGUGACAAACCCUUCAGCAGGAGCAUGUUUUCACAUCACCGCCAGCAGCGACAACGCGUACAACUGGGCCAUUCUGCCACUGUGGUAGUGAAGAAUUGGGCGUGGUGAUAGGCAGAAGUCGAGGCAAAUCAAAUGCACUCCAGCUCUCGCGACAGCUGCUCCGGAAGAUUCGUAAGCUGCUCAGCCGAUGUGGCAGAAAACUUAGUGCGUCGCCGGUAAGGACUGUGGCAACGGUACCAACUACAGCAAAACCAACAACCAACAACAAAUAAGGACUGCAAAUGAAAUAAUUUUAAGUGGUUACUUUAAUUACGAAACACAUUGCAAUCAUAGAAAUGGGUGGUAAGCCCACAUCGAAAUGAACUUAUAUAUAAGCCGUAAGCUGACGAAAAAAGCCGUUAAAUUUGAAAUAGUAAUUGAGUGUUAAACAUAGUUAAAAUUUAAAUCCUGUGAUUCACUCUUUGUAUAUAUGGAUACCUACCUACAUUCAUGAAAGCUUGUGUAGGACUAGCUGUAUGCGAGUAGUUAUAUAAAUAUGUAAAGUACACACCUAAUUAACUUUUAUAUAACUGACAAAAACACAUCAAGAAUCAGAAUUUCGAGUCUAAAUUAUUGUGUAGCCAAUCAACAUCGUUUCCCACAAUAUAGUAUAUGAAAUAAAGCCAUUGUCUGUUAUCCUGAAUUCUUUAAUCCCCACAGAGAAUUCAUUAAUCUAGUUCAGCAAUCUGUAAAUUUCGCAGACCUAUACACAAUUCACAUUCAGGCUAGUAUCAGUUUACCAAAUUUUGUGUAACAUAAUCCUGAACUGACAGUAAUUAAAACUAAAUUAAAUUAAAACUUUUUUUUAACGAUACAAAACCUUAUGUGUCUAUCCUUAGACACGAAAAAUUAUUGUCACACAAAUUCGUUCAAUUUUUCAA